Messenger RNA from Podospora pseudopauciseta, 1530 nucleotides. It is a transcript of the gene TSP1, whose product is annotated as putative tRNA-splicing endonuclease subunit tsp-1. Gene Ontology annotation, cellular component: tRNA-intron endonuclease complex. Gene Ontology annotation, biological process: tRNA splicing, via endonucleolytic cleavage and ligation; tRNA-type intron splice site recognition and cleavage. Bases 1 to 510 code for a protein of 169 amino acids. The transcript has 2 exons. Gene Ontology annotation, molecular function: nucleic acid binding; tRNA-intron lyase activity. The record is from RefSeq and is a predicted model, not a curated record. Lineage: Eukaryota; Fungi; Ascomycota; Sordariomycetes; Sordariales; Podosporaceae.
AUGGUUAAGGUGUUAUACUCCAAAAUGACCACCCUCAACCAACGCACCUCGGCCCUCACAACCAUAGUCCUCAACAACCUCCAACACCAACACGACUGGACCGCCCUUCACCCCCACACCCAGCCCAACCUCCCCCGGACCCUCCUCUACGGCCUGCCCCCCAAACGCCUCUACGUCCACCCGGACGAGCAGGUGGAGAUCAUCAGAGCAGAAAAAGAAAUGGGCAACGGGGGGGAACGUAUCCCGCAGGAAGCAGAGCUAGAAUGGGUUCUACCUCUCCACCUCUCGGAGAAAUGGUCCCCAGCUCAGUUCGCCGCCGUCUUUGAUGCUUUGGACGCCAGACCGCCUAGAUCGAGGGAGAUUACAAAGGAGGAGGAGGAGAGGUCACCCUGGUUGGCGUAUAAAGGGUCGAGGAGGGGGAAGAGGGUGUUGUUGGCUACGGUGCAGGAUGAUUCGACUGUUACUUAUUACUGGAUGCAUGAUGGGUUGGUGAAGCCGAGGCAGAAUUGAAUUUUUUUUUUAUAUAUUUUUUCAUUGUUAUGACAGUAGUGGAAAGGGGAGAGGGAGAGGACUUAAGGCUCGAAAAUCACCUUUUGCACCUUCAUGUUGUCAAAGAGGUCGUAACCCUCCACUGCGUCGGAAAGGGGCAUGAUCUUGUCGAACAUGAAGCUAUUCUCAUCGUCAGCAUAUCACCCACCAUCUCCCAGGAGCAGCAGCAAAGUAACAUACCUCACCCGAUCCUGGUUCUUGGCCAGAACAGGCAGCGCCUCCUCGAAGAUCGACCUGACAGGGCACCGUCCCAUUUGAACCCUCAAGUUUUUACUAUUAUCCCCCAUCGUCAGCCUUUUGUUCCCUCUUUCAGUCGUAAUCUCACAGAACUCACCCAUAAGCCUCAUCCCCACCCCACGGAAUCUCCCCAUUGUGCACCCCAAUACUACUCACGACCCCAAACGGCCUCAACACCUCAAACGCGGUCCUCAACGCAGGACUCAACCCCACAACCUCCACCACCGCGUCCGCCCCCCUCCCCUCCGUCACCUCCCUCACCCUCUUUACAAUCCCCUCCCUACCAAGCUCAUUCAAAUCCAACGGCUCCGCCCCGAGCUCCCUCGCCAAUUCCAACCUCGACUUGACCCCAUCAACAGCAAAAAGCUUCUUGGGUUUAUACUCCAUCGCACUGAUGAUCGCACACAACCCCACAGGCCCACACCCAAUAACCACCACCGUCGCCUCUGUCGCCUCCUGCUUCUGCAGCUGACUAAACGCGUUCUUUGCGCCAAAGUACCCCGUCGGAAAAAUAUCCGCCAUGAGGAUGAGGGCCCGGUCGGGGAUGAUAUCAGACGGGGGAGCGACGGUUAGGGUUCCUGGGCCGAACGGGACGAGGACGUACGCGGCCUGGGCGCCGUCUAACUUUUCGGAGCCGAAUAACAGGGAGUGGGCGCAGCGGGAGGAGUAGCCUAGGUUGCAGUAGAAGCAGUUCAUGCAGGAGGUUGUGAAGGGGGAGACGACCUUGUCGCCGAUUUUGAGGGA